CCAGCAUAAAGUCAGAGAACUCAAAACAACAACACACAUCCUGUACAGCAUUAUCCAGGGCGUGUAAUGUUUUUUCUAUUAUUAUUUUUUUAAUGUUCCCACUCUCUUUUUAAAGUCUCGAACACGUUUUUCCUCUCAAUCACUGGAUUUGUGAGGGCUACAAGCUCAUCCACCGCCCCCACAACAAAAUCUUUCUUUUCCCCGCUAAGAAACUAACAAAUCAAUCAAAUUCCUCAUCAAGUGAUGGAUUAUUGCUUUAGAUCCCUCACGCGAUUCUCGAUUUCCACCAUUGUUCUUGCGAUCAUUCUUUCUUCAUUCAGUUUCACUUGCACAGAAGCCUAUGAUGCACUUGACCCAAAUGGAAAUAUCACAAUCAAGUGGGACAUUAUUAGUUGGACUCCAGAUGGUUAUGUUGCGGUAGUUACAAUGUACAACUUCCAACAAUACCGCCACAUAUCACCGCCAGGGUGGACGUUAGGGUGGACAUGGGCGAAAAAGGAGGUGAUAUGGAGCAUGAUGGGCGGUCAAGCCACCGAACAAGGAGACUGUUCAAGAUACAAAACCACACCACCACAUUGUUGCAAAAAGACCCCUUCAAUUGUUGACUUAUUACCUGGAACACCUUACAAUCAACAAAUUGCAAAUUGUUGUAAAGGUGGAGUUAUUAAUUCGUGGGCCCAAGAGCCCAAUAAUUACGCGAGUUCUUUUCAACUUAGUGUUGGUGCGGCGGGGACCACUAACAAGACGGUUAAACCGCCUAAGAAUUUUACUCUGCUUGCACCGGGUCCCGGGUAUACGUGUGGGCCCGCUGUCGUUGGUAAACCUUCAAAGUUUGUAACUCCAGAUGGAAGACGAGUGACUCAAGCUAUGAUGACAUGGAAUGUUACAUGCACAUAUUCACAAUUUUUAGCUCAAAAAACUCCUACUUGUUGUGUCUCUCUUUCAUCCUUCUACAAUGAUACGAUUGUUCCAUGUCCAACAUGCACUUGUGGAUGCCAAAACAAUGACACUCAUCCUGGAAGUUGUGUAAACCCAAACUCCCCAUAUCUAGCUUCAGUUGUUAAUGGACCUGGUAAGAACAGCUUAACACCUCUUGUUCAAUGCACAAGACACAUGUGUCCAAUUCGUGUUCAUUGGCAUGUGAAACUCAACUACAAGGAGUAUUGGCGUGUGAAAGUCACAAUCACAAAUUUCAAUUUCAGAAUGAAUUAUUCACAAUGGAAUUUAGUUGUUCAACACCCCAACUUUGAUAACCUCACUCAAAUUUUCAGCUUUAACUACAAGCCCUUAACUCCUUACUCUACUAUAAAUGAUACUGCUAUGCUAUGGGGAGUUAAAUUCUACAAUGAUUUUCUUAAUCAAGCGGGACCUUUGGGAAAUGUUCAAUCCGAAUUACUUUUUAGAAAAGAUAAAACUACUUUUACUUUCAAAGAGGGUUGGGCUUUUCCACGUAGGAUUUAUUUUAAUGGAGAUAAUUGUGUUAUGCCACCUCCUGAUGCCUACCCGUAUCUCCCAAAUGCAAGUUCUCGUGUAAAUUUCUCUUUAUUUGGUCUCUUGAUCACAUUUUUAGCGUUUUUCUUUCUCUUUGAGUAGGUAAAAUCCAUGCAUCGUUUUGUAGAGUGUUUGAAUAUAUAUAUGAAAUUGUAGUACACAAUAAUUUAAAACUUAUGAUUUUUUGUUCUUGGUUUGUAAUUUAACUUAUUUAUCGUGGUGGUAAUUAUUGUUGUGUGAAAUCGUGUAUCUUAACAACAUUUGUAUAUAAUCUCUUGUGUUGUUACAAAA
Messenger RNA from Lactuca saligna, 1782 nucleotides. NCBI's taxonomy places the organism in Eukaryota, Viridiplantae, Streptophyta, Magnoliopsida, Asterales, Asteraceae. The record is from the annotation of a GenBank genome assembly.